AUGAAUUCCAGAUGUCAAGUAGAUUUAAUAGAUUUACAGACACAGCCAGAUGAUGAAUUUAAAUUCAUUUUGAAUUAUCAGGAUCAUUUAACGAAGUUUGUAGUAUUGCGCCCACUAAAAUCAAAAACUGCCUUAGAAGUAGCCAACCAGCUAAUGGACAUUCUCAGCCUUUUGGGAGCCCCAUUCAUUCUUCAAUGUGACAAUGGUAGGGAGUUUGCCAAUAGAAUUAUUGAAGAAUUGGCAAAUAUGUGGGAUGGUAUGAAAAUAAUACAUGGAACACCUCGGCAUUCCCAAAGCCAGGGUUUAGUAGAACGUGUAAAUCAAGACGUGCAAAAUAUGCUUACGACCUGGCUUAUCACUAACCAAACAACCAAAUGGUCGGAAGGUUUGAAAUAUGUCCAGCUUAUGAAAAAUAGAGCAAAUCAUGAAAGCAUUAAGCAAUCUCCCUGUGAAGCUAUGUUUGGAUCAAAGAUGAAAUUGGAUUUGGAAACAUGUAAUUUGCCUAAAGAUUCCAUUCAAGAGGUCGAAACAGAAGAGGAAUUGGAAACAUUGAUACAAGAAGUACACAUAGCGAGUUCUUUACAUAGCAGAGUCAGUGAUACUUUAGAUAUAGAAGCUGAAGAUGAUGAAAUUAAAUAUGAGAAUAAUGAAAUUUUGGAGUUAGAUUGCAUAUUAAGCGACCACAAAAAAUUAAUCGAUGAUGCUCGAAAAAAAGCUAGAGAUAAUUUAGAAAGCCAGGCUAUAAAAAUGUGCAAUUUUUCCAAAGAUAAAUUUCCUCCAGCUGUGAUUGGUGACAACGUUCGAGUAUCAAUUCCUGACAUUGAUCGUGGCAAAACAGAUCCGAAAAACUUAAUAUGCGUUGUUUUAUCAAAAGAUGACAACACAGAUUUGUACAAAUUAGGAAUUGAGGAGGGAGUUUUAAAACAAUCUUAUUCCAGAAAUGAGUUCGUUGUUUGCGAACAAAAGUUUUUAUCAGGAGAGGAAAUUUCUCAAGAUGUUCAGAAAUCCCUUAGGGAAAUUGUCGGACAGCAGUCUCUUACUGGCGGACAAGGAUUUAAAAAAUGCACAUGCAAAGGAGGAUGA
Molecule: messenger RNA, 1083 nt
Organism: Ctenocephalides felis (cat flea)
Lineage: Eukaryota; Metazoa; Arthropoda; Insecta; Siphonaptera; Pulicidae
Product: KRAB-A domain-containing protein 2-like
Exons: 1
Coding region: 1-1083 (360 amino acids)
Biological process (GO): DNA integration
Molecular function (GO): nucleic acid binding
Source: RefSeq, a predicted model, not a curated record